CAGCCACAGACGCUCGACCUAGGCGGCCACAAAACAGGCCAUGGGAGAAGCCAGGAGCCAAUUGGGAAAUGAGCAGAAGGAAGCUGGAAGGGUGCCUUCGCCAGCCACCUCGACACCCACAAGGGCUGGGUGCCCGGCUGGAAGCCAGCAGAGGGCCCCGGGGCCGGAGCAGCGGCGCGCGUCCUCCGUGAGGGACGGGCCGCGGCUCCACAAGCUCCUAAUGCGAUCAACCGCUUCCGCCUUCCGGCUCCGCCCCCGGCCGCCUUCCCGCCGCUCUGGCUGCCUGGAGGCAGAAGCCGACAGCCGCCCCGCGUGUGACCAUCGACGCUUAACGGAAAGUCACCUCAGAAACGACCCUCCCAGUACCCGUCAAUCCCCAGGAGGCUGGUCCUGCUCUUCCAGAGGUUCCUGUGCGGGUCUGUAGCAUUUAGCGUGGUGUUUACUUCGUAUCUUUGUCUCCUUUGGGUGGACGAACUCACAAACCACUGCGGGGCACGAGCCUUCCGCACGAGUUCUCCGUUGUUAGCUGGACAAAUGUUGAAUUUGCGCGGCCUAGAACGCGGACAGGCGGGCUGUGGCCUAGCGGUUCCUCCCUCGGCUCUCAGCAGCUCUGGGACAAAGGCUUGCUGCUGCCCACACAGCACUAAGGGGAUGCACAGGACUCCGACCGCACUGGGACUUUCCCCAAAUCAGAGAAGAUGGCUGUUUUUAGUGAUUCAAAGAGAAGUCCGGAGAAAGGACAACUGCACUCUAACGUAAAUAUAUAAAUGUAUACCCACCA
Messenger RNA from Arvicanthis niloticus (Nile rat), 781 nucleotides. The record is from RefSeq and is a predicted model, not a curated record. Lineage: Eukaryota; Metazoa; Chordata; Mammalia; Rodentia; Muridae.